AUGAAAGCCUCGAUUCUAGCCCCUAUUGCAAUUUUUCUCUCAGUCGCUAUAGCUGGCACUCCCGAUAAUCCCGAGAACAUGACACCAUGCUUGCUUAAAUGCAACCAGCAAGCAGCCGAGCAAGUUGGCUGUGGCACUUACCUUAACACCGAUUGCACAUGUGCCAGUGAUCCUUUCGUGCUUGCUCUCAACACCUGUCUGUCGGCAGGAUGUGAUGCGACUGAUGUUAAAAUGUCGAAGGAUUUACAUGUGAAGAUUUGCCACGGAACCCCUGUGUGA
Penicillium subrubescens is the source of this 279-nucleotide messenger RNA. RefSeq lists its product as uncharacterized. Lineage: Eukaryota; Fungi; Ascomycota; Eurotiomycetes; Eurotiales; Aspergillaceae. Bases 1 to 279 code for a protein of 92 amino acids. The transcript is spliced from 3 exons. The record is from RefSeq and is a predicted model, not a curated record.